Messenger RNA from Spea bombifrons (plains spadefoot toad), 1632 nucleotides. It is a transcript of the gene YIPF6, whose product is annotated as Yip1 domain family member 6. Gene Ontology annotation, biological process: endoplasmic reticulum to Golgi vesicle-mediated transport. Gene Ontology annotation, cellular component: membrane; trans-Golgi network. The coding region runs from base 92 to 793 and encodes 233 amino acids. The transcript is spliced from 7 exons. The record is from RefSeq and is a predicted model, not a curated record. NCBI's taxonomy places the organism in Eukaryota, Metazoa, Chordata, Amphibia, Anura, Pelobatidae.
GCGACAGAAGCGGAAGCGGAGCUUGGAAAGUUGCUGAUGAUGUAAAUAUCCGUUUCCACGUCGCCUCAGACUGACAGAGGUGGAGGAAAAGAUGGCGGAAGCCGAGGAAAGGCAGGGGAGUGACAGUAAACAGAUGUUUGCAGGGCUGUCAGAUGUUUCUAUAUCUGGGGAUAUUCCUGUGGAGGGAGAGAUCACUGUUCCUAUUGCUUCACAGUCGCAUGAAGAUGAUUAUUCUACGCUGGAUGAGCCCGUCAAAGACACUAUUAUGCGGGACCUGAGGGCUGUUGGGAAAAAGUUUCUUCAUGUCAUGUAUCCCAAAAAAAGCACAACCCUCUUAAGAGACUGGGAUUUAUGGGGCCCUCUUGUGUUGUGCGUCUCACUUGCUCUAAUGCUUCAGGGUGGCCAUGCAGACAGUAAGGAUGAUGGAGGACCCCAGUUUGCUGAAGUCUUUGUAAUAAUAUGGUUUGGGGCUGUUGUGAUCACUUUAAACUCUAAGCUGCUAGGGGGAACCAUCUCUUUUUUCCAGAGCUUGUGUGUGCUGGGUUACUGCAUCUUACCUCUGACGGUGGCCAUGCUGGUGUGCAGGUUACUGCUCCUAGGGAGUAAAAACACAGUGACUUUCAUCGUGCGACUGGUUGUAGUGACGGCUAUGUUUGCCUGGUCCACCUUUGCAUCCACUGCCUUUUUAGCAGACAGUCAGCCACCUAACCGAAGAGCUUUAGCGGUGUACCCCAUAUUCCUCUUCUACUUUGUCAUCAGCUGGAUGAUCUUGACCUUUAACCCUAGUUCAUGAGAGUGGACAUCUUGUAUAGGCUUAAGGAAUCCUAAGUGAAUCUGGGCCAGUGUAAAUAUACCAGCAGCCUGGUGGAUCACGCACCCGUAUAUCGAAGAACCAAACUAUGAUGAAGAAUGAAACACGUGGGUACCGGCUGCUUUGUGCAAGAGUCCAAGCAGCUGGUUUGUUUAUCUCAUGAUGUAUAAAUCCCUGCACUAACUAGACACCAAUUUCUGUUUUUCUUCUAAAUGCAUAUCCAGCAAUAAAAAGUUGGAUUAGAGGCUCUGUGAACAGAAUGAAGGCCAACACCUAAGAAAUUGUUUCAGUAAUUGUUAUUGUUACUGUGCAACUAUCAUCAGACACUGAUGCCACAUCUAUAGUUUUCAGAAGGUGUUAAACCCAUAUUGAUUUUGUACGCAGUACCUUCAAGAGUUAGCGGGCUAAGUAGCAUGUGUGUGGGUCAUUUGUAAAGAGGUACCACUUAAUGGCACUGGUACCUUUUUUAUUUUCUAUGCUAAUGCCUUUUGUAGGAUAACCUGGUUUCUCCCUUAACUCUGGAAACAUAUACACUGCACUGUUUUCCUGCAUUCUUGGAAUUUCAUGGCAAAUAAAAGCUGCCAUUCUUAAAUUGCGUCCAUACCUAAAGGAGCCGUGAGGUUACCCUUACUUAAUCUGAAUAUGGUAUUGACAAAUACCUAAGAGGUUAAUAUUAAAUGGUUGAAAUAUGCAACAUUGCCAUUUGAUCUGUAUUACAGGCAGUCUGUUCCUUAGCUUUUUUUGUUUCCCCCAAGCUAAUAUUAACUAAGAAUUUAGUUUUUGGAAGUCAAUAUAAUAAAGACAAGUGUGUGAAUUUUUAA